UUCUCUUAUCUUUCGGCGCUUCCACUCAUCGUCGUCUCUCGUCGUCAUAUCACUGAUGACGUCUCUUCCGAUAAUCUCCGCAUCCUCUCCUCCGCGAAACCUAAACCUAACCAAACCAUCUUCUUCAACAUCUCAAACCCCAAAACCAAUUCACAUUUCACCAAAACAACUCCUAACCAAAACCCAUCUCUCUCUCACCAUUCCCCAACUCAUCCUCACAUCCCCUGUUCUCGCAUCUGAGUCGUCCUUCGACUCAAUCUCAGACCCACCAACCGGAAAAAUCGAUUUGGAGUCAAUCUUGGUCACAAUUGACAAUUUCUUCAACAAGUAUCCAUUUUUCGUAGCUGGGUGUACUUUCAUGUACCUUGUGGUUUACCCUGCUGUGAUUUUUUACUUGAGGAAGUAUAAACCAAUCUCUGCCAUGAACGCGUUUCGUAAGCUCAAGAACGAGCCUGAUUCGCAGCUUUUGGAUAUUAGAGAUGAAAAGACUUUGGCUUUAUUGGCGUCGCCGAAUCUUAAGUUUCUUGGUAAGAGUUCAGUUCAGGUUCCGUUUAGUGAGAGUGAUGAGGAAGAGUUCUUGAAGAGAGUUAAAGGAUGCUUCUCUGUUCCUGAGGAUACUGUUGUUUGUGUUCUUGACAAUUUUGAUGGUAACUCUUCGAAAGUGGCUGAAUUGCUGAUUGAGAAUGGCUUCAAAGAGGCUUAUUAUAUCAGGGGAGGUGCCAGAGGGAAGAAUGGUUGGUUGGCCAUUCAAGAAGAGCUUUUGCCUCCACCUGUGCAUAUGUAUACUGCAAAAAAUGUGAAUUCUUCAAACAACAAUGAAGCAUCGGUUGUUGGAACUGAAAACUAGUUCAAGAGCAUAUAGCCUAUGUGGCAAGACAUGAUACUGCCAAAUCAUGGAAGAGUUAUAGUGAGAAAGCUUCUCUAGGGUGGAAGACUUGUUAUAUAUUGAAAUACUUGUGUAAAUCUCAAGACCACUCUAUGUUUUGCAAAAGCUAACCUUGUCUACAGAAUGAUUUCUCAAGCCAUCCCAAUAAAAUGAGACUAGUUGUUGUUCUGAGCAUUA
Messenger RNA from Capsella rubella, 1063 nucleotides. Its product is annotated as rhodanese-like domain-containing protein 4A, chloroplastic. Bases 56 to 847 code for a protein of 263 amino acids. The transcript has 4 exons. The record is from RefSeq and is a predicted model, not a curated record. NCBI's taxonomy places the organism in Eukaryota, Viridiplantae, Streptophyta, Magnoliopsida, Brassicales, Brassicaceae.